Molecule: messenger RNA, 1837 nt
Organism: Homalodisca vitripennis (glassy-winged sharpshooter)
Lineage: Eukaryota; Metazoa; Arthropoda; Insecta; Hemiptera; Cicadellidae
Exons: 4
Coding region: 21-413 (130 amino acids)
Source: RefSeq, a predicted model, not a curated record
GUCCUACCCCGGCGUCAGACAUGGCUUACAUCCAUUCCUGCUUUCUUCUGCUGACGCUCGCCGUCGCCGUCGCCCUCAGUCUCGACAUCGCUUCAGCUAAACCGGGAGAACGCGAGAGGGACCGUGCGGGCGUGGGUGUCGUGGGUCUUCGCUCGGUCGCCAACUCCAAGGGUAUCUACCCUCUCCGCAGACGCUUCACUGCCCGAGGCUGUUCUUCUUUCGGCCAUUCGUGUUUCGGGGGCCACGGCAAGCGCGCAGACGAGCAGUUCCCGGCCCCUGACUACCAAGCCGACCAGGAACCGGGUGAGGAGAAGUUGCCUGACCAGUACCGGCAGGCGGACAUCGUCCCACUUCUUAGACAAUGGCUCCAGCUGCAGUCCUACAGAAGGAUGGCAGAAGGCAACAACAACUAGACCCUCAAAAACCCCCAGUUUUGUUUUGUUAGUUGUAAGCAAUGAUACAUAUUCUAAACUGAGUAUAACAUUUCAUCAUUGUUAAAUUUUGUAUGAUGUAUAAUUUAUCACUCAAAGAUUGAAACCGUUGCUUGUUGAUGUGAUACAGUACAUCAAUUCUUGUUUGUUUUCAGUCCUAAAAACUGAAGUCUGCUUUUCCUCUCAACUGCAUAUUAUUACUAUAUAGUUUUAUUCUUCAAAUUGCUUUUGAUAGAGUAUAUACUGUUCAAUACUUAAAUUGGAGUAUCAAAUAGUAUUUCUUUCUAUAAAUCAGUUACAAAUUGUGUAACUAAUACAUUAUUUUAUGAAACAAAUAUAUUUAACCAUUAAAAAUACAAUUUGUCCAACAGACUAAUAUUUUGUGCAAAUAUUGCUUAGUGUUACUCAUUCAGUUAUACGUCAAAAAUACGUCAAGGAUAUGAGCAAUUGUUAAUCACGUACAAAUCAUUUUUCACUUCUAAACCGGUGUUUAAGAUUCUUUGGUGACACGUUGUGAUCAAAACCAUAUCAAGAACUAUGAUUAAAAGUUAUAUAUCCUUUACGUUUUGUUCAAUGGACUGUUAACCCAAAAUUUGUUUAUAGCAAUUAUUUUUGUAGUACUUUUAUAAAUUUAUGAUGUUGUCGGUAAAAUAAUUCAUCUAGUAAAUAGUAUAUAUUUUCACAAUAAUCCUUUUUACUGAAAAUGUAUAAUUAAUAUGUAUUCAUUUAUUUUCACUACGACAGGAUACAAUAUUUUGUUAAUUUAUAAAUUAAUACUAAUGUAAUGCAAUGUAAUAUCAGGCUGAGAAUUGUUAAAUAUGAAAUUUGUUGAUGCAAAAUUUUACUUCUCUCUACCAUUUACUGUUUUAGUACUUAAACAUACGUGUGAAAACUAAUUAAUUGUUCUAACUAAAUAAAAUAUCUAAAUUUCUCAUAUGGUAAUUGUUCACUUAUAUUUAAUUUUAAAUGAUCCAAAAAAGAAGUAUAUUAAGUUUUGUUCAAAAGGCAGUUAUAGUAAAAUGUCUUACAUUAGUUUAAGCACACGGUUAAUGUUAUAAACACCUCUUUUACAAUAAUAUCAGUAGUACGUAAGCAAGUUUAUUAAAUUCCCAUAUUGCUAUUACUGUAAUAGUGUAAUAUUUUACUGAUUUUUAUUCGAGUUUGGUUACAUUAAAUCUCAAUUUUAGUGAGAACCAAUACCACCACACAUAAUAAAGGUACUUACAUUAAACUAUAAAUGUCUAUUAUUUUAUUAUGUGAAGACAUUGUGCAUUGAGCGAAUCAACGUGAUGUAGUUGUUAUAUUAGUUGUUAGUUCCUUGACUCAGUUGUAUUACUGUAGUAUGUAGCCUGACCACUACGAGUAUGUGAACUGACUGUACAAUAAAAAUUAUUAUUUGAAGUAAA